This is a messenger RNA of Austrofundulus limnaeus, 4428 nucleotides long. RefSeq names its product casein kinase 1, delta a (gene csnk1da). Gene Ontology annotation, molecular function: protein kinase activity; ATP binding. The coding region runs from base 386 to 1603 and encodes 405 amino acids. The record is from RefSeq and is a predicted model, not a curated record. Gene Ontology annotation, biological process: protein phosphorylation. The transcript has 9 exons. Lineage: Eukaryota; Metazoa; Chordata; Actinopteri; Cyprinodontiformes; Rivulidae.
ACCAGCAUCCGUUCGAGCCAAAGUACCCGAGUAAACUUGCGAAAAGGAUCUGCUCAAAAUCCAUCUUCAUCCGUGGGAAAUUCACGCGUGCCGAUAUUAAAAAUAGCGGGAGCAGAAAGUAAACACUGUAACCUUUCUAACAAGCUACGUAUUGUUAAAAUACGAUGUUAGGAGCAUUUUGAAACAAGAGGCGAAAGAUUGUCGGAGCCGACUUCAUCCGGAGACAAAGUACAGAAGACAGAAACACUCGCUCGAACGGUCUGUUCUUGUCAGAUUUUUUCGGGUCGGACAGUUUUUAUUCGCAUUAGAGGUUUAAACAUUGAAAACAGUUUAAAUAUUUUGGAGCUAGCGAGCGUGCUUGCUAGCCUACAACAGAUUACUUAACAUGGAGUUGCGAGUCGGAAACCGAUACAGACUGGGCAGAAAAAUUGGAAGUGGAUCCUUUGGAGACAUCUACUUGGGUACUGACAUCUCUGUUGGAGAGGAGGUCGCCAUCAAAUUGGAAUGUGUGAAGACCAAACAUCCACAGCUCCACAUCGAGAGCAAAAUCUACAAGAUGAUGCAAGGAGGAGUUGGAAUCCCCACAAUAAAGUGGUGUGGGGCCGAGGGGGACUACAACGUGAUGGUGAUGGAGCUGCUGGGACCCAGUCUGGAGGACCUGUUCAAUUUCUGCUCUCGAAAGUUCAGUCUGAAGACGGUCCUGCUUCUGGCUGACCAGAUGAUCAGCCGCAUUGARUACAUCCACUCCAAGAACUUCAUCCACAGAGACGUGAAGCCCGAUAACUUCCUGAUGGGGCUUGGCAAAAAGGGUAACCUGGUCUACAUCAUUGACUUUGGUCUGGCUAAGAAAUACCGUGAUGCACGCACACACCAGCACAUCCCCUACCGUGAGAACAAGAACCUAACUGGCACUGCUCGCUACGCCUCCAUAAACACACAUCUUGGUAUCGAGCAGUCCAGACGUGAUGACCUGGAGUCUUUGGGCUACGUCCUCAUGUACUUCAACCUGGGUUCUCUUCCCUGGCAAGGCCUCAAAGCUGCCACCAAGAGACAGAAGUACGAACGCAUCAGUGAGAAGAAAAUGUCCACCCCCAUCGAGGUGCUCUGCAAGGGCUACCCCUCGGAGUUCGCCACCUACCUGAACUUCUGCCGCUCUCUUCGGUUUGAUGACAAACCCGACUACUCGUACCUCCGCCAGCUCUUCAGGAACCUCUUCCACAGACAAGGCUUCUCCUACGACUACGUCUUUGACUGGAAUAUGCUCAAAUUUGGUGCCAACAGAGCUGCAGAGGAUGCAGAAAGGGAGCGUCGGGAGCGUGAGGAGAGGCUGAGGCACAGCAGGAAUCCUGCUGCCAGGGGCAUCGCUUCUGCUUCAGGUCGAGCCCGGGCAGCUCAGGACGCWGCAGCCCCCUCCCCACUCAACCCUGCAUCACACACAGGAAUGGAGAAGGAGAGGAAGGUGAGCAUGCGUCUUCAUCGUGGAGCACCUGUCAACAUCUCCUCCUCAGAUUUGACAGGACGCCAGGACACGUCCCGCAUGUCCACCUCACAGGCUCUGUCCCGGGUCACGCCCAGCGGCCUCCAGUCUGCAGCUCCUCGAUGAAGUCGGUGUGUUUUUACCGUGGAGGCCUGAACAUCUCCCACCUGCAGCACGAGCACUCUCACGCACAUCCACAUCGAUUACAAGACUCUGAAAUGACCAGUGGACUUCCUGCCAGUGCACAAGAGUCUGGCUGUGCAUCUGUUCACYUGACAGAGGAAGAGAUGCACAGACAGCAGAUUGUGUACAUAUGUGUGCGUGUGUGAAAGACAUGGGCAGGUGGAGACCGCUUUGGUUGCCUUAAUGACCAUCUUGGCUAAGUAGCAGCCAAAGCAACACUUUCUUCCUCUCUGAUGGAAGAUGUUUGAAACUCCUCGUCCCUGCUGUUGACGAAGCCAUGGAUUCAUAUUUCUCUGGCAUCUUUUUUUUUCUCUUCUUCAGCUUUUAAUUUGACUUGUUUUUAGUCUUUUUAGCAUUAAAACGUCUCCUGCACCAGCCUCAAAACGGUCUGAACCUGGAGAACGAAGCGUUAGACGUUAAAGAAAAAAGUGGGCGUGUGCUCCACCGUGGCAGUGUUUGAGCACAGUGCAYAAACUCUGAUCUGUUCUGUAAAAAUACUCAGAAACCCCUCACUCAAGCUGAACGCCUCGUCUUAUUUAGUUUUUAGUAGUUUAAACAGCACAGGUAGUUCAUGUCCUCAGGCGGACRUUGUUGUAAAUCCAGAGACACGCAGCACAUUUAGUUUGUGUGUUCAGGUUGUGACUGCAGUGGAGAAGCUGUGAACGGACCAGAGACAGUGGGCUCAGUCUGUCCACGUCGUGCGUUUCAGACGUUUUUAUUCAGUCAGUAGUGAUGUGGUUUGUCUGUGUUUCUGUGGGUCUGUCUGAGGCUUUUUUACACGCUUCAAACGGUGGGGGGUCAACAUGUUAACUCUUUGUUAAUCUAAAUACACUUUGUAAGAUUUUAACUCCACUGCAGCUCGAAUCUCAGUCCAGGUGAGCAUCUGCUUCCUCAUGGAGUUUAACCCUUCUUUGUUUCAGGCACAACUUGUCCUUUUUCUUCUUCUUUUUAACCUGGACCCAUAAAGCAGUCACAGAAUGUGGUCRGGACUGGAUGAGAGAAGCUUUUUGUUGUUUUUAUUUAAUGGCAGUUAUGAGUUUUGCAGUAACAGCUGUUUCUCACUGAGCUGCGACUGCUGGAGACGAGUUGGAAGCUUAGAAUUAGUAGAAAAAAACAGGAAAUUCUCAGUCUCGCUGAGUUCUGUGUUCACGAGCACCGAGUCACGUUUUGAGCAACCAGUUUAUAACAAUCACAGCUUAUUUCUGUGUGCACAGAUUAAACUGUACUCUUUACUUGAAGUAGUUGUGUAGUCACGUGAGCCACCGCCCACACGUUUAGGACUCCAUCAUCUGGAUUAUACUUUAGAAAUAAAGAUAGGCAGAUUGGGACUAUUUAGACCUGGGUGUGUUUUCUGUUAGAGGGCAGCGUCGGUGCAGGUGUCACAUGAGCCUGUUGUUCCUGCGUGUGACAAACAGGUUCAUCCUAAACCUCACAAACGCCAAGUGUUAACAUCUGUCACUCUACGGUGCAUGAUUUUAUAAAUGCUGGUCUGUGAAAUAUUUCCUGCAGGAGAGUUGAGUUUGCUACAAAGCUAUUCUAACAUUAACAAGAGAUGAACCACUGUUAAUUAAAACUUGGACACUAAAUAGCUCAUUGCCAGAAAGCAGACGUUGGAUCAGUUUGACACUGCUGAGUCAGCUGUAGAUCUCUUCUUUUCCUAACUCAGAUUUUGUCUGAAGACGCCUGGAAGUCACACACAGCUGAAGACGGCUACACCUGAGACAAAAUGGACAAGGACGACAGUUUUUGAGAGAAUAUUAAACAGAUUCAUUGAACAUAUUCAAAACUACAAACCUCUGCAGCUCGCAUGAGCAAACCCAGCAAAGAGCCGUUUUCUCCAGCUGGUCUCCAGGAAUCUCAGCUCAGUGAGACGCCACCUAAAGGACUUUUUUUUUCGUACAAAGUACGGUUAGUUUAUCGUAGCGCUAACCAGCUUGUGGAAACAAGUUUAGAGGCUUAAAUGUGUAGAUCUUUCUAACGGGCCCUUAAAUUCUUCCUGUUCCAGCAGAUGGUUAAAACUAAACAUCUAAAACAAGAAGCAGGUGUGGAGGAUUAUUUAAUUAGUUUAAGAUUAAUGGAACAGGAAGGUGAGACGUAAAAGAACAAAUACGAUUAAAAACAAAUGUUUCAUCUUUGAACCAUCUGAAGAUUUUAGGUAAAAGAUGGACAAAGUUUAGCCGGUUGCCURACGGAAGCAGACAUGUUUUUGUUUUUGUUUUUCCAGUUUUUGUGGAGUGAGUGUUAUGUAGAGAAAGAUGUUGAUGGAUCUGCUGAACUGAUCUGAACCCUGCAGGUUUUAAAGUAGAAAAUCUGUGUGAUAGACUGAUACAUGUGUUUUUGUGUAGUUUGCUGGGGGAAUGGGUCUUAGCUGUAAUGUGUUCAUGUUUGUUCUGUUGUUGUGUCGUCCCAAAGAGCUGCUGUAGGCUCUCGGGCGAUGAUUUGUACAGAGGGACAGGGAACGCUUCACUCCGAUGAGAAUUCUGCUAAGAUGUUUUUUUGGGGAUUUUUUUUUCUGUCUGAAUAUAUUUCACCUGUUGGCUUAAAAAAGUGGUGGAGAAGCGAGUGUCUUUUUGAUGGUUGAACAAUUUUUCAUUCAGUAAAUUCAGAUUUUUGUGCCCAGCGGUCCAACAGACGAUGUACCACAAUGCAUCUUUACUGUGGACUCAUGGGAGAUGUUUCUGUUCACUCCCAUCUCGAUGCUCCUCAGUUGUAAUGCCACUGUAUUUGUGUGUUUUAAAUUUGUGUAAAUAAAUUAAUAAGUACUUGUA